Molecule: messenger RNA, 2605 nt
Organism: Petromyzon marinus (sea lamprey)
Lineage: Eukaryota; Metazoa; Chordata; Hyperoartia; Petromyzontiformes; Petromyzontidae
Gene: CSTF3
Product: cleavage stimulation factor subunit 3
Biological process (GO): mRNA 3'-end processing
Cellular component (GO): nucleus
Molecular function (GO): mRNA binding; protein binding
Source: RefSeq, a predicted model, not a curated record
CAGUGCGGGCGUUAACGGAGGGAGGGGGGGGUGGCAGGGGGAGCGCCAUCUUUGGAGCGGCGAGUUGAGGGAGCAGCGCCAGCUUCGUCUGUUGUUUUUUUAUUCGUUAUUAUUGUCAUCGUUAUCAUCUUGUCGUCGUCGUCGUCGUGGUUAGCGCCACUUGGUCGUAUCGACGGGCGGGCAACGCGUUUUUUGUUUGUUUGUUUUGUUAAACCCACCGCCUCACGUCGCCAUCGCGGCCACCCUCAGCCGCCGCUCGGCGCGUGCGAGCGAGCCCAUGGCCUCCGAAGGCAACGCAGAGCAGGCACAGGAGUACGUUCCAGAGAAAGUGAAGAAAGCAGAGCGAAAACUUGAGGACAACCCGUUUGACAUCGAAGCAUGGAGCGUGCUCAUCCGAGAGGCGCAGAAUCAAGUUCCCGACAAGGCCCGGCGCAUCCUGGAGCGGCUCGUUAACCAAUUCACCAAUUCUGGUCGAUACUGGAAGACCUACAUAGAGGCAGAGAUAAAAUCCAAACACUUUGACAGAGUAGAGAAGCUGUUCCAGCGAUGUCUCAUGAAGGUUCUGCACAUCGAUUUGUGGAAAUGCUACCUCACCUACGUGCGCGACACCAAGGGAAAGCUGCCCAGUUUCAAAGAGAAGAUGGCUCAGGCCUAUGACUUUGCCCUGGACAAGAUUGGAAUGGACAUCAUGUCUUACCCAAUCUGGGUUGACUACAUCAGCUUCCUUAAGGGAGUGGAGGCGGUGGGCUCGUACGCGGAGAACCAGCGCAUCACGGCCGUGCGCAGGGUCUACCAGCGUGGAUGCGUCAACCCCAUGAUCAACAUCGAGCACCUGUGGCGGGACUACAGCAAAUACGAGGAGGGCAUUAACGUGCACCUUGCCAAGAAGAUGAUCGAGGAUCGUAGCCGAGAUUACAUGAACGCACGGCGCGUCGCCAAGGAGUAUGAGACCGUGACCAAGGGGCUGGACAGGAAUGCGCCGUCGGUGCCGCCCCAGAACACGCCGCAGGAGGCGCACCAGGUGGAGCUGUGGAAGCGCUACAUCCAGUGGGAGAAGGGCAACCCCCUGCGCACCGAGGACCAGACGCUGCUCACCAAGCGCGUGAUGUUUUCAUACGAGCAGUGCCUGCUGGUACUCGGCCACCACCCCGACAUCUGGUACGAAGCGGCGCAGUACCUGGAGCACUCGAGCAAGCUUCUCGCGGAGAAGGGGGACAUCAACAACUCGAAACUCUUUAGCGACGAGGCGGCCGCCAUCUAUGAGCGUGCCAUCAGCACCCUGCUACGCAAAAACAUGCUCCUCUACUUCGCAUACGCAGACUUCGAAGAGAGCCGCAUGAAAUACGAAAAGGUGCACAGCAUUUACAGCCGCCUGGCCGCCGUGGAGGACAUCGACCCCACGCUGGUCUACAUCCAGUACAUGAAGUUUGCGCGGCGCGCGGAAGGCAUCAAGGCGGGCCGCACCGUGUUCAAGAAGGCGCGCGAGGACAUUCGCACGCGGCACCACGUCUAUGUGGCGGCCGCCCUCAUGGAGUACUACUGCAGCAAGGACAAGGCGGUCGCGUUCAAGAUUUUCGAGUUGGGAUUAAAGAAAUAUGGCGACACGCCCGAGUAUAUCCUCGCGUACAUUGACUACCUCUCGCAUCUCAAUGAGGACAACAACACCAGAGUGCUGUUCGAGCGAGUGCUGACGUCUGGGAGCCUACCGCCUGAAAAAUCCAGCGAGAUUUGGGCACGCUUCCUGAGCUUCGAGAGCAGCAUCGGCGACCUGGCGAGCAUCCUCAAGGUGGAGAAGCGGCGCUUCACCGCGUUCCGCGAGGAGUACGAUGGCAAGGAGACGGCGCUGCUUGUCGACCGCUACCAGUUCAUGGACCUGUACCCCUGCUCUUCGUCCGAGCUCAAGGCUCUGGGAUACAAGGACGUAACGCGCGCUAAGAUGACGUCGUCCCAGCCAGACCCUGUGUCCGUCCCGUCGGCCGCGCCGACCUCCUCGGAGGAGGACGUAACGAGGAGGCCUGAAUACCCCAAGCCAAACAUCCACCAGAUGGCGCCGUUUCAGCCAAGACACAUGGCUCCUCCUGGCCUGCACCCUGUUCCGGGAGGAGUGUUCCCCGUGCCUCCCGCCGCCGUGCACCUCAUGAAGCUUUGUCCGCCCCCCUUAAGCUUCCAGGGCCCGUUCGUGCACGUGGACAAGCUGAUCGACCUCUUCAGGGAAUUCAAGCUCCCGGAGACGGUGGGAAAGGCGGUCGAGCUCAUCUCCCUGAGCCACGCGGCGGCCGAGGCGGCCGCGGCCACGGCGUCGGCGGCCGAGGGGAACAACGGCAGCGCCGACGGCGGCGCCCACCGGGGUCACGACCCCGUGCGCAGGUCGGGGGCGGUGAAGCGCUCGGCGGCGGACGACUCGGACGAGGAGGACGACAAGGCGAGGGUGGGCGGAGCGGCGUCCUCGUCCUCCGUCUCUUCGGCGUCGUCCUCGAACGCUAAACGGGCGAUGACUUCUACCACCCCGCCCGCCCAUGACAUUUACCGCGUGCGGCAGCAGAAGAAAGUGCGAUAGUGCCGCUACGCCCCUCCCCUCCCUCCCUCCCUCCCUCCCUCCCUCCCU